UUAUCUCGGGUUUUAUUUUAGAUCCCAUGGGUUCUCUUUUCCGAUCUUUUACCUACUAAAUCAUCAUAAGUAAUAAUAACCUCUCCAUAGUUUCGGGUGUUAUUUAUGAAGCAAAAUAAUACCUAUAAUUUAGUAGGAAAAUGGCGCACGGAGAAAAACUAUCCACCUCUAAGCGCGACACGCGCUCGCAGCGUGACGCGAUUAAAUUAAAAGCGACUACAUGUGUUUUCCUUCCCACAGGAAAAUACAUUAGCCAGAGCAUUUCCCGGCGUCUUCUCUCUUUGUCCCACCAAAGCCUUCGACGCUCCGCUAGAAAGAACGCUCGACAUGGCGCCCUCGAAAGCUAACGGGGAGCUUUCAACGUAAAUCUGAUAAAGCAAACACAUUACGACACAAACACAAAGAAAAUUUCUUCUCAAUACUAUCGUUAUAAGCUCAACGUGGAUCGUCUGGCUCUUUCGCGCACGCAGAAUAACUAUGAACAGAGGGAGGCGGAUAUAACUUACCGGUUACAACUGCGGAGCGGGCGUCAUUGGAUGAAAAAGUUUACGCUGUACCGCCCUCCUCACCGCGUGCAGGGUAGCUGGGCCCGUUUCGUUUACAAAAUAUUUUCUUAGAAACAGUAAGUCGCCUGGGCCGAGGGGCGGCGACGCGGGUGCCCGCAGUCAUGCUGAGAGCCUCAGCGGAGUCGGUGGACACACGUCGCGAAGCUUUUCAUCUUUACCAAAAAAAAUUGCUCGGUUACAAACACUCUACCGAACUGAUGCUACUGAUUACACCUCAUUUCAUCACGGAAUGCGGCUGUGAAAUCAAAACAAAAAUUUUAUAACAACGCGUCAACCAACCACUGUGAUCAAUGUUCUAAUUUCUUGGAGAUACUGAAAAAUAUUUUCUAUGUAGAUAUAGAUUCAGUGAAGUGCUCUGAAUAUAUUUUCGUGUGCUAACCGACAAACUACUAUUUGUGAUUUUACUUACGUGAUUGUUGAAACGAAGACUGACUGAACAUUAUUCAAGAAAGCAAGAUCACGAGAAAAUUUGACGACGAAACAGAGGCACACCUAAAUAAAGUGAAGUGGAGAAGCGUCGCUGUCGACGCUGUUAAAGACCGAGGCUCCAGCGGGGAAUACCCGCCGCGUGGAUGGUGGCGGGUGAAUGGGGCUAUGCGCCGGCGUCGGCCACCCCCGCCAUGAACGCCUUCCUCGAAACGAACCACGCGCACCUGGCGUCCUACGGGCUGAAGAUGUCACCGCAGCCGGCUUGCGGCGUGGGCCCGCAGCAUCGGGCCGCCGCACCGCACCCGCCGCCGCACCACCCACCGCACUACCAGCCCUACCCGCUGCAUUCCUACCAGCCUGGCUACCUGCGCGAGUACGGGGGCUGCGGAGAACUGUUUCCGCAGCAGCCACUCGAGCAAAGUUGGGAUUGGCGUGGCGACAUGCACUACCAGGGCGGCGCCCCGCCGCUUGUGCCUCACGCGCAUGCCCAUGCUCCACACGCCUUUUUGCGCUACGUGCGCGCUCCUCCGAGGCGCGACAUGCGCUGCCAGUGGCUCGACCCCGAGCAACCGCCCCCGCGAAAGUUGUGCAACAAACUCUUCUCGAGCAUGCACGAAAUCGUGACGCAUCUUACAGUUGAACAUGUCGGUGGACCUGAGUGCACGACGCACGCCUGCUUCUGGCAAGGUUGCUCGAGGAACGGUCGCCCGUUCAAAGCGAAAUAUAAGUUGGUGAACCACAUACGCGUGCACACUGGCGAGAAACCCUUCCCUUGCCCGUUUCCCGGCUGCGGAAAAGUGUUUGCCCGAUCUGAAAAUCUCAAGAUACAUAAACGAACACAUACCGGUGAAAAGCCGUUCAAAUGUGAAUACGCUGGUUGCGAUCGUCGAUUCGCAAACUCUUCCGACAGAAAAAAGCAUUCGCACGUGCAUACGUCUGACAAACCGUACAACUGUCGUGUGCACGGCUGCGACAAGUCCUACACACACCCGUCGUCGCUGCGCAAGCAUAUGAAGGUUCACGGCGCGGCCGGAGACGCGUCGCCGCGCUACGACAGCGACGGCGACGACUCCUCGUCCGCGGGGAGCGUCAGCGUCACGGCCGGCGCCAGCAGCCCCCCGGCGCCGCUGCCGCCUCCGCCCGCGACUGCGCCCGCGCCGAUGCCGCCGCACCACCCGCCCCACCACGCUUCGAUAGCAGACAAACUCGAGAGCCUCAACAAUAAGUACCUCAAUCCUCACGAUCAGAAACCUUACGAACGACCACCCGCACCGCCUCACCACAAUCAAGCCCCACAUCUCACUAAUAUCGGAGGCAACGGCGUAAUGGACAAUAAACUCGGUUUUGGUGGGCACUGGAGCCAAUUUCAGCAACCGGCUCCCGCAAUGCCGCAUGGAGUACCUGACUGGUGGUGUCCCACUCAGGAGACCUACCACCACCACCACUUAAUGCAUCACUCAGGUGCUGCCGCUGCCUACUGACAGCAUCGCACUUAGGGAACUCUUCACUCGACGAUCAACUCACGCACUCUUCUAUGGCGAGAAUCAAAAUAAACAUUUAUUUAUAGGAAAUGUUACUUAAAAACACUUUCGUUUGCGCCACUACGAUUAUUUGAUCCAUUUAUGCUAUGUUGAGUCAAUAUGAAAUAAUUUAUUUAUUAACGUGGAAUGAAAAGUUUCCUAAGGCGCCUUUAGAUGUUUUAAUUGUAGUGCACUCUACGCUUAUAUUAAUUGUAUUAGUCUGACCGGUGUAACACUUAUUCUAAAUAAACUUCUUAUAUUUGCACUAUUACCUAUCUUUGCUGGUUGCGCUACUUGCGCUACAAUUUGCUAUUGCCCGUAAAGCGCGUAUGUAAAUGAUGGGGAUUGAAGAGCUAUUAGAAAAUUUGAAUAAUCGGUUGUUUGUUUUAAAACAACGAAUUAGAAUGAUUACGGUGAACACUGUAAUUUAAUGUGUUAUAUCACGUUUUGAAAUGUUAUUUUAUGAGC
Molecule: messenger RNA, 2983 nt
Organism: Cydia amplana
Lineage: Eukaryota; Metazoa; Arthropoda; Insecta; Lepidoptera; Tortricidae
Gene: opa
Product: zinc finger protein ZIC 4
Exons: 3
Coding region: 1139-2476 (445 amino acids)
Biological process (GO): regulation of transcription by RNA polymerase II
Cellular component (GO): nucleus
Molecular function (GO): RNA polymerase II cis-regulatory region sequence-specific DNA binding; DNA-binding transcription factor activity, RNA polymerase II-specific
Source: RefSeq, a predicted model, not a curated record